This is a messenger RNA of Terrapene triunguis (Three-toed box turtle), 3447 nucleotides long. RefSeq names its product GRB10-interacting GYF protein 1. NCBI's taxonomy places the organism in Eukaryota, Metazoa, Chordata, Testudines, Emydidae. The record is from RefSeq and is a predicted model, not a curated record. Gene Ontology annotation, biological process: endocytic iron import into cell. Gene Ontology annotation, cellular component: external side of plasma membrane.
GAGCUGACUGGGCCGCCGUUCACGGGCCUCGGACUCCCGCCCACGUCCAAAUCGGUCCCGCCCCGGUGAGCUCGAACGUUAACCCGGGCUUCAACCAAACGAAAGGGCUUCAAAACUGGCUAGCUGAUAGAUCUCCAGACGUACCUGGAGCCGGGCGCGCUCUGCAGCGGGUGGGGGGGUCGGUUCCUGGGGGGCGCGUCUUCCCCGUCUCUCUCCACGACCUGGAAGCAAAGGAAUCGAGCUCAGUGGGGCAGGGAGCAGAUGGGGCAGGCCCGGCCUCCGUCCCUCACCCGCUGUUUCUGCCCCCCACAGGUUCACAUGGGGACCGGCGACCCCUACACCCCCGGCUUCCCUUCCUUCAACCACACCCAGUUCCCCCCAAUCCAGUCCUCAGGGCUGCCCCGCAUCCCAGCCCACCCCAUCAGCGCUAGCACGGCCGCCCGCCUCCUCGGUAAGCUGACAGGGCUGGCCGCCCCACGGGACUGGAAGGGCCGCCUGGCAGACAUCCCGUAUCACCUUGGGCCCGGGGACCCAGGCGUCCGGGUGCACCUCCAGGUGAACAACGUGAAGACUCCGACCAUGAUCAGUAACGUCUUCGGCUGCAUCGAGGGGCGAUUUGAACCGGAUCACUACGUGAUCAUCGGGGCUCAGCGGGACUCUCUGGGCCCGGGGGCGGCCAGCUCGGGCGUGGGCACGGCCCUGCUGCUCGAGUUAGCCCGGACCUUCUCCGCCAUGGUGCGCAACGGCUUCCAGCUCCGCCGCACCCUGCUCUUCGCUAGCUGGGACGCGGAAGACUUUGGCCAGGUCGGCUCCACUGAAUGGCUAGAGGGAUAUCUCAGCAUGCUGCACCUCAAAGCCGUGGCCUACAUCAGUCUGGACAACGCUGUGCUAGGCGAUGACAAAUUCUACGCCAAGACCAGCCCCUUGCUGACCAGCCUCAUUGAGAGCGUUCUCAAACAGGUGAGGGGCAGCCCCGGAUGCCUGGCUGCCUCACCCUGGGGGUGGCUGCGGCUCUCUCCUCCCAGGGGCGCUGUGGGGGGCGAGCGCGGCGCUGAGCGGGGGACCCCCUUGCCUUGCAGAACCGGGGAGCAGAACCUGAUCCCAGCGAUGAACCGAUCCAUGUCCGUGCCAGACACAGGGUCCCUGUGGGACGCGCAUACCUCAGCCUCACAGCCCGCAGGCGGUGAGGCCAGUCUAUGGGAUAUACCAAUUAAUUCUUCAACUCAGGGUCCAAUCUUAGAACAACUGCAACUGCAACAGAAACUCCAGGAGCGCCGCGACGCGGAACUCAGGGCUAAGAGGGAGGAGGAGGAACGCAAGCGGCGCGAAGAGAAGCGGCGCCAGGAGGAGCAGAAGCGGCGCGAGGAGGAGGAGCUGUAUCGGCGGAAACAGUGCCGGCAGCAGGAGCUGGUGCUGAAGCUGCUGCAGCAGAGCCAGGCGCAGAGCGCGGCGCCCUGGGGGGGGGCUGGCCAAGCCCCCGGGGGCAUGAAGGCCCUGCUGGAGCUGCAGGAGAGCGAGCGGCAGCUGCAGAAGCAGCAGCGGGCGCAGCAGAGAGCGCACGGGGGGCUCGGCAUGAACAGCCCCUCGCAGUGGGGCGCCGACUCCAGCCCGCUGUGGAGCAGCCAUGAGAAGUGGGACGAGGGCGUCAAGAACCUGAGGAGCCUGGGCCUGAAGAGCAGCCGCAGCAGCCCCUCCCUCGGGGACAGCUACGGGGGGCCGAGCCGGCAGAGCCGGAAGAAGACGGACGAGGAGGAGAAGCUGCUCAAACUGCUGCAGGGGAUCCACAAGCCCCAGGACGGCUUCACACAGUGGUGUGAGCAGAUGCUGCACGUCCUGAACAGCUCCAGCAACCUCGACGUCCCCACGGUGGUGGCGUUCCUGAAGGAGAUGGAGUCCCCCUACGACGUUCACGACUUCAUCCGCUCCUACCUGGGCGACACAGUGGAAGCCAAAGAGUUUGCCAAGCAGUUCCUGGAGCGGCGCGCCAAGCAGAAAGCCAGCCAGCAGCGCCAGCAGCAGCAGGAAGCCUCGUGGCUCAGCUCUGGCAACCUGCCCUCCCCGUUCCUGGCCAACCAUGGCACCAAACAGCCACCCUUCGAGGGCAGCCAGCCAGUGAAGAUCAAGAGGAGACCGGUCAUGCUGCACGCUGACCCCAGCAUCCUGGGCUAUUCGCUGCACGGCCCGGCCGGCGAGGUGGAAAGCAUUGACGACUACUGAAGUCUCGUAGCAAUAGGAACUCUGCUGCCUUCUUAACCGAUUCAGUCUUACCUGAAUGUGCACUGCGAAAGGACGAGGCGGCCGUGCUGGGCCCUCCCCUUUCCUCCGCGCCCCCCCCCGGUGAGCGGGGGCCACCAGGGCUGGCGGGGGGGGCAGGGCGGCGCGCGCGCUCGGAUCAGGGGACGCCGGCGACCCGCCUUCGGAAGAGGAGUAUGUGUGAGCACUUCUUUCUCCAACACAUGAAGCACCUUAAAAUGCAACCCGCUGAUGCACUUUAUCAAGACUUUUUACAAAGAACUGAUUAAAAAAAAAAAAAAAAAAAAGGAUUUUUUUUGGUGAUUCUGGAGGAAAUUUUUAUAAAGAAACUUUAAAAAAACAAAAAAAUCGCUCUAGGUAACACUGUUAUUUUCACACGGGGACGAGGAGAGACGUGAAAAUUCGUGAAGGGGAAAAGAGAAGAUUGCAUAAAAAAACAAAAAAACACAAAAAUAGCAAAACUUGAAGAAAUGCACUUAUCGCCCGGCCCGCUUUCCGCGAGCUGGCCUGGUUCUGCCUCGCGCGGCGGAGCCGGAUGUAAAUAUCGCUAGAUACAGAGCUCCGCACGGGAGAUUUGCUCUCGCCAAGAGGCCAUGUUUGUUUUUCUCUUUUUGGAAGAGAGACGUUGCGUGUUGGUUUUUUGUUGUUGUUGUUGUUUUUGAAAGUUGCACAACCGUGAAACAACCGACUUCCCCUUCCCUGGUGGUGCCCGGCUGCAACGGAGCUGGCCUGGGAGGAGUAACGCUAACCACGGCGGUUGACUCCAGUCGCCGGAGCCGGGCGCUCUUCCCGCCGGCUCCCACAAGCUCCGGCUACUCACCUGGCUCAGGGAGAGCUUCUAACCUGCAAAGCUCUCCUGGCUUCCUGCCAGUUCCUGUCCCCUGGCUGAGCUCUCCGUUACUGGCCGAUCAGACGUCUUGGAGCUCCCUCGUUACAGGCUGAUCAGAUGUCUCGGGUGGCUUCCUGCAAGCUUCCAGGCCCUGCAAACUCCCUGCAACAAGCUCCGCCUCCCCGGCUGGAUUUCUUCUACAAGCUCCGCCUGCCUGGCUGGAUUUCCUCUGCAAGCUCUGCCUCCCCGGCUGGAUUUUCCCCCACAAGCUCCGCCCCGUGAAGCCAGCCUCCUGUGAAUUGUUACGCUGCCCAGCUGAUAGGAAGAUGAUUUCUAGUGCACAUGUUUUUUUUUGGGGGGGGGGG